Messenger RNA from Blastomyces dermatitidis ER-3, 2855 nucleotides. Its product is annotated as succinate/fumarate mitochondrial transporter. The record is from RefSeq and is a predicted model, not a curated record. The transcript has 5 exons. Gene Ontology annotation, biological process: transmembrane transport; fumarate transport; succinate transport. NCBI's taxonomy places the organism in Eukaryota, Fungi, Ascomycota, Eurotiomycetes, Onygenales, Ajellomycetaceae. The coding region runs from base 1331 to 2311 and encodes 326 amino acids.
CUCCAAGCCGUAGCUCCCGAUGACUCUUCUCAACCAGGAGGUGAAAUAUCUAUUUUUCCAAAAACUUAUGUUCCUUCCUUGCCUCAGCUUGUUUAUCUUAGCCGAACCUCGGCAUCUUUUGGAGCGAGUCUGCCGGCGCCAGCUUCUGCAGAAAAAAGUACCUUCGCACAUAUUUCUCGCGCGCGAGGUACCUCCGCAGCGUCGAGUGGGUUUCGCUUACAUAGUUAAUCACGUAGUUCAUCCAUUCGGCAAAGCCGCGAAAACCCAGCUCGGGGACUUCCCCACAAAGCCCCGAGAUUACCCGUUUUCGGGGAGACAGAAGCCCUAAGCGCGAAAUUGUUGCCCCGCAGAAAAAGGAAACAUGGGCUUGCUGUUGCCCGCACUAAACUCCAUCGGUGGUUGCCGAGAGGCAUGUGAAGCACGCUGUAGAGUGCUAAGCUUGGGGAGAGAUAUCACGGAAUGAUGUUAAGGGUUAUUGGUGGGAUGCGUUCACAUGUCUUUUUCUUUCUUUCAUUCGAAUCAGGUGAGAUCUGGGAAGGGUCAUGCAGGUCCAGCUUGCGCCAGGCGUGGUAAUUCUUAUUAUAGAGGAGGGUGGGAUUGUUACGGGAUCUCCAGCUUAGCUCGUUGAACCUCGGGACUGAGAGAUCUGGACGUUUUCAACUCUCGCCACGGGCCAUGGCGUAAUAUAGAGGAAGGAAGCUGUAUGGAGAAAUGGUAGUAAAUGAGGUUGAUUCUUCUUCGGAUGCUCAGCGAUUUUUCUUCUUCCCUACCCGUUUUCACAAAGGCAAAUGAGAAAAAAGAAUCCCGGUUGGUAUUUCUCUUGGAAUGGCCUUUUUUGACCCUGCUUCCGGUGUCAGAGGUCAUCAUCCUCCAUCCUUCCGCUCGCCCAUGGGAUGGGCCUGCACAGCGAGAUAAUACCGCUUCCUGGUUGUUCAAGGCGCCGUGUUUUAACUGUACAAAUAAUUUCGGGGAUAUUGAAAAUAAAAUAGGGCUUACCUUUUUUGCAUCAUUAUUAGCUCCAACUGCUACCUACUGGGUCUCAAUUUCUAAAUUUCCCGUCCUAGAUAUAUUAUCCUCUUGUUAUAGAAAAAGCUUAUUGUGCCUUUUUUUUUAAUUCUCUUCCUCGGCAUUUCUGAUAGGCAGUUACUCAUUCCUUUAACUCUCCUUCUACGACUUUUUCUUUUCCUCAUUCAAUUGCAUUGCUCAAAAUUGGAUAUUAGAAACUCCGCCGUUUAAAGAUAGCAGUUAGGGGCCGUUGAACCUGCGCAUACUCUCUCUUCACCUCCCUCUCUCCUUUCGUUCCCUCUCCACUCCUUCACACCAUAUCAACAUGUCUUCAAAGAAUGUAAAUGGUCCCAAUGGGAAAAAGCCCGCCUCGGCGGCUACCAACUUAAUUGCUGGUGGUACUGCUGGAAUGAUGGAAGCACUCGUGUGCCAUCCUCUAGAUACCGUUAAGGUCCGAAUGCAACUGUCAAAAAGAGCGCGGGCACCAGGGGUAAAACCUCGGGGGUUCGUUUCGACUGGGCGGGAAAUUGUGAGGAGAGAGACAGCUCUUGGUUUAUAUAAGGGUCUUGGUGCUGUCUUGAGCGGAAUAGUACCGAAGAUGGCCAUUCGAUUCACAUCAUAUGGGUGGUGCAAGCAGGCUCUCAGUAAUAAGGAAACAGGGAAACUUUCCGGUUCUGCUAACAUGCUUGCUGGUCUUGCGGCUGGUGUUACAGAAGCCGUCGCAGUCGUCACGCCCAUGGAAGUGAUCAAGAUUCGUCUCCAGGCGCAACAGCACAGCCUAGCUGAUCCUCUCGACACCCCCAAAUACCGCAGCGCGCCACAUGCUCUCCUCACUGUUGUGCGGGAGGAGGGUUUCGGCGCUCUAUAUCGCGGUGUUUCUCUCACUGCUCUCCGACAGGGUACCAACCAAGCCGUCAACUUCACUGCAUAUACCGAACUCAAGGUGCUCCUUCAAAAAUGGCAGCCCCAAUAUUCCGAGAAGGAGCUUCCUAGUUACCAGACCAUGGUUAUUGGUUUGAUAUCCGGAGCUAUGGGCCCCUUCUCCAACGCGCCCAUUGAUACGAUCAAAACCCGGCUGCAAAGAACUCCCGCUCAACCCGGCCAAACGGCUCUUUCACGCAUUACGACCAUUUCGAGCGAGAUGUUCAAGCAGGAGGGCGCCAGAGCAUUCUAUAAGGGUAUCACACCUCGUGUCAUGCGUGUUGCACCUGGCCAGGCCGUUACGUUUACCGUGUAUGAGUUCAUAAAGGAGCGCCUGGAGCGGUCGCCGUGGUCGAUUGUGGGCGGCAACAAGUAUACUGAGUGAUUUAGCUCGUGGCUUUUUGUCCCUGAGUGUCUGCGCUGGGUAUCAAGGGGAAUCACCUUGUAUUUAGAAGUAACAAAAAACUGUGGCAGCGGCUCUUACUUACGCUUUUCCAUUGCGGGUAACUAUGGGUUAUACAGAGGUGUAACCUUGGAACUUGCAUGUUGAUUCCAUUUAAGAUUUCUAUUGCUUUAGAUAGAUAUCCAAUUUCUUUGUGUGGAUAUUAGCGCCAUUAUUGUUUUCCUGCCUCUACCCUACCCUCAUCUCUUAUUUUUCUGCUUUUCUCUCUGGAGCUAAACAAUUUUUAUUCCUGUAUCGAUAAAUUCUGGCAUUGUUUAUUUAUUGCCACUUGGGAAAAUGUAUAUAGGGAAAGAAUAUAGAGGUUAUUUUAAUGCUAUCGCCUCUCUUGAGGUUCAGCCAUGCUUGAGGUUUCCAGUCCAAUCCAUUGACAACCAAUCACUGAAAUAAAGGGGGGAGCAGCAUUUCCGCAGCCAAAACCAUAAUUCUUAUAAUGUCUCUCAGAUAAUAAAAUAAUAAAAUUAAUCGC